UAUGAUCUAGCCAAAGACAAGCCAUGUCUUUUGGCAGCAGUUCUACCGAGCAUUACUAUGAGUAUCUGAGAUGAUUUAAAGAAUACAAUAGCUGACGGUAUUUUUCAAGCUUAUACACUUGAGUUGAAUCUGGAAUUUUGAAAAACGAGGGUUAAAAUCAGUCAGCUGACCAGUCAGGUGAUGAAGCCUCGGAAAUGGAUUUUCAACGGGCCUACUGUUGACUCAAAAGCGUUGAAAAAUUACAAAAGCAUCGAAUCAGUUGAUCAAAUUUGAUAAGGUAUAUUGACGGAAUCUUUCUAUAAUCGUUCUAUCUUUCAGAAUGAAACGUCACUUCUCAAUCAAAGUCCCAGCCUCCUCGGCCAAUAUUGGUCCAGGGUUUGAUGUUUUAGGUAUAGGUUUAGGUUUAUACUUGGAAUUAGAUGUCACAGUGGACCCACAAUAUGCUAGCGAAACAAAUGAUGACCCAAACAACUGUCUUGUUUCCUAUGACCCAUCCAGUGAAGGUGCUGAAGAUGUCCCAUUAGCUUCAGAUGAGAAUUUGAUCACCCGUACAGCUUUAUAUGUUCUACGUUGUAAUGACAUCAGAUCUUUCCCAAUUGGUACAAAGAUUAAUGUUAAAAAUCCAAUACCUUUAGGUAGAGGUUUAGGCUCUUCAGGUGCUGCUGUUGUUGCUGGUGUUAUAUUAGGUAAUGAAAUUGGUAAAUUGGGGUUCUCUAAGCAAAGAAUGUUGGACUACUGUCUAAUGAUUGAACGUCAUCCAGAUAACAUCACUGCUGCUAUGAUGGGUGGUUUUGUUGGUUCAUAUUUACGUGAUUUAAGUGCUGCUGAAAUGGAACGUAAAGAAAUUCCAUUAAGUGAAGUUCUACCUGAACCAGCUGGCGGUUAUAACACUGGGCUGGUUCCACCUAUCCCACCUCAUGAUAUUGGACGUCACAUCAAAUAUGAUUGGUGUAAGGAAAUUCAAUGUAUUGCCAUUAUCCCUGACUUUGAAGUUUCAACAGCUAAAUCAAGAGGUGUUCUACCAUCUGCAUUCACAGCCAAAGACAUGAUUUUUAACUUGCAAAGAUUAGCUGUUUUGACUACUGCUUUAACUAGAUCACCACCAGAUCCAGAAUUAAUCUACCCAGCCAUGCAAGACAGAGUCCAUCAACCAUACCGUAAGACUUUGAUUCCAGGUCUUACUGAAAUAUUAUCUUCAGUCACUCCAAAAACUCAUCCAGGUCUUUUAGGUAUCUGUCUUUCAGGUGCAGGUCCAACAAUUUUAGCCUUAGCUACUGAAAACUUUGAAAACAUUGCACAAGAAAUUGUCAACAGAUUCGCCAAAGAAAAGAUUACAUGUCGCUGGAAAGUCUUGGAUCUAGCAUAUGAAGGUGCUGUUGUUGAUGAAAAAUAGAGAAACAACUCAUAUAGAUGUAAAAUUAAUGGUUUGAUUUGAAUGAGAUGAAUUAGCGUAGAAAAAUAAACCCCGAAAACGUCCAAAUUAGGAAAUUUCCCAUAUUGGGUAUCAAAAGUAGUGUGCCAACCAGGCGACCACGAAGAAAGAAACUGCUCCUGAAUCUUUUGAAAUGAGAGUAGAAAAUGUUAAUUACAACUCUGAUCAUACUGUCUUCAACAACGGCGUUCUCAUUCAACACAACCAUCCAAUUGAAUCAUCAUGCUCAGUGAAUUGGGAAUCCAAUUACCGUCAUCCAGAAGUGUCCUCAAUUACCUAGUGGGGACCGUCGUAACAAUAUAUGCUGGAU
Molecule: messenger RNA, 1742 nt
Organism: Hansenula anomala
Lineage: Eukaryota; Fungi; Ascomycota; Saccharomycetes; Phaffomycetales; Wickerhamomycetaceae
Gene: THR1
Product: homoserine kinase
Exons: 1
Coding region: 320-1393 (357 amino acids)
Biological process (GO): L-threonine metabolic process
Molecular function (GO): homoserine kinase activity; ATP binding
Source: RefSeq, a predicted model, not a curated record